UCUCGUGAAGAAGUCAGUCAGCUCGAAUUGCUCCUAAAAAACCCGAAUUUCUUAAAUCAGCGACAACAUUUCGUGUGACUUUGGCAUCGCCGCGUGCAAAAAUAUCAAGUGGUGCAUCCGAUACGACAGGAAUUAAAUGUCGCAUCAUGUAUUUUUAUAAGCAAAAUCUUUUGCAAAGUUCCCAACUCAAACGAUUGUCCGACCACAAAUAUUCAUGCCAAAAUAUCUCGCUUCUAGACAAAUAUUUACAACCAUGGUGGAAUUUCUUGGUCAGCAAAACACCGCUCUGGCUCGCACCGAACCUCAUCACGAUCGUCGGUCUCAUAGUUAACAUAUUGACGACACUGAUUCUCGUCUAUUACAGUCCCGAUGGUCGUCAGGAACCCCCUAGAUGGGCAUGUUUCUUGUGUGGCUUCGGAUUGUUCAUUUAUCAGAGCUUGGAUGCCAUCGAUGGAAAACAGGCACGUCGUACAAACUCCUCAUCGCCCCUUGGAGAACUCUUCGAUCACGGUUGCGAUUCGAUUUCAACAGUUUUUGUCGCCGUUUCUGCUUGCAUUUCGGUGCAACUUGGUUUCUAUCCGAAAUGGAUGUUCUUUCAAUGUUUUUGUGCAAUGAUCCUCUUCUACUGCGCGCAUUGGCAAACAUACGUCUCCGGAACACUGAGAUUCGGUAAAGUCGAUGUGACGGAAGCUCAAUGUGCAAUCAUUGCGAUCCACAUGAUAUCAGCUAUUUUUGGCCCAUCGAUAUGGAUGACGAAGAUCGUUGGUCACUUUCAAUACUGGAAUUUCAUGGCGUUAGCGACAAUUGUGUGCAGUUCGUGGGCCUUGUCAUAUUUUUUCAGUGUCAUUCGGGCAGGAGGCAUUGGAAAAAAUGGCUCAACAGUUGCCGGAACGAGUGUCAUCUCUCCAGUGAUACCUUUUUCGCUGGUAGUUGUUCCAGCUUUCAUCAUUUCGCAAAAGUCAACCAUUCAAAUUUAUGAGCAACAUCCCGCGUUGUACAUUUUGGCCUUUGGAAUGGUUGCUGCUAAAGUAACAAAUCGUCUUGUGGUUGCCCACAUGACAAAAAGUGAGAUGGAGUACUUUGAUUGGGGACUCAUCGGUCCAUUAUUCCUCUUUUUAAAUCAAUAUUUUAACAAUUUCUUACCCGAGUACUUUGUCUUGUGGUUCGCUAUGAUUUGGUGCACAAUUGAUUUGUGUCGUUAUUCCUCACAAGUUUGUCUUGAAAUAUGUGACCAUCUCCAUAUCAAUCUAUUUCGAAUUCCGUACCCACCCAAGCCAGUCACCUAUUCGCAAGGUACAAAUGUGACGUCGCACCAUCGAAAUGGAACAAGUAGUUCGUCCAAUACAAGCCAAUCAAGCGGCAGUCCACAAUCGCAGGUGCAUCGAAAGCAGACACGCAGUAGCAGUAAGACACUACAACAGCAUUAAGUUUUCUCGGGAUAAUUAUGGAAAAAAGUAUAUAAAGAUAUAUUUAAGAUAAAGAUACAGAAGAAAUAAUAAAAAUAUGUAAAGAAAUGUCGAAAGCCAAAAAAAUUGCAAAAAAAAAACAAAUGUUGCAAAGCAAGUUUACAUGAAGUAGAAUAAUAAACAUUUUAAUAGACAAGUACUUUAAGUAGGUUUUUUUUGUGUAGGCAAUACCUAAUAAUUAAUUAAUUAUUAAUAUUAUUAAUGAAAAGUCAUCAUUGUAAUGAAUACAUACGAAAAUAUUUAUUUAUUUUAAACAAAUAUUAAUAAAUCUAAUUAAAUUUAACUAUAUUAUUUCAAAAAGGAUAAGGAAUACUGUACUACCUAAAAAUCGAACACUAAAAUUUACGCUUUUUUGUUAUUUUCCUAUUACAAAUAGGUAAUUAUAUUAAGUAAUGUUUAAAAUUUUUUGGCUUUAUAUUAUGUUCCCAAAUCUAAAUUCAUUAUUUGCAGUAGCUCCUCCAAAUAAAUCCUUGUCAAUUUUCUUUUAAUUCUAAAUGGUAUUAUAAGUUAUUGUCUCGGAUAAGAAAGGAAAGGAUAAGAUAAUAAUUAGAUUUGUGAUGUAAAAUAUGUCUAAAAUGUAAAUAAAUGUAGCGGUACGGAUCGAUUUAUGUCUUAAGUUGUUUAAAAAAAUGAUAUUUUGUAUUAUUAUUUUGAACAUAAUGAGCAUAAAUGUAACCAAUUUCAUUCAGGAACGAAGAAAAAUAAUGUUACAAGUUUUGUUAAUUUUAAUGGUUGAGUUGUUGACAUUAUAGUUUA
Messenger RNA from Culicoides brevitarsis, 2222 nucleotides. It is a transcript of the gene bbc, whose product is annotated as cholinephosphotransferase 1. Gene Ontology annotation, cellular component: endoplasmic reticulum membrane; Golgi apparatus. Gene Ontology annotation, molecular function: ethanolaminephosphotransferase activity; diacylglycerol cholinephosphotransferase activity. The transcript is spliced from 8 exons. Bases 147 to 1427 code for a protein of 426 amino acids. Gene Ontology annotation, biological process: phosphatidylethanolamine biosynthetic process. Lineage: Eukaryota; Metazoa; Arthropoda; Insecta; Diptera; Ceratopogonidae. The record is from RefSeq and is a predicted model, not a curated record.